AUGAAAGCUACAAGAUGGACUCAUGACUAUGAUUCUCACAUUCUUCAAUUCUUUAAACUAGGGAACAAAGGAAGUAAGUUAACUACAAUUAGAGAAUGUGUUUGGUUGUUACCUCCAAGAGGAGUUAUUUUGUUUUGUUUUAAUGGAACUGCAUUAGGGGAUCCAGGUUUGGCAGGGUUUGGUACUAUUUCCAGAGAUCAUGAUGGUGCAGUUAUUGGUACCAUUUCAGGAGGUCUGGGAAUUGCUUCUAGUUAUAUAGCCAAAUCUUUCUCAGUAAUAUGGGCUAUUGAAUGGGCAAAUAAACUGAAAUGUGAUAAGAUUAUCAUUAGAGCAGAUUUAAAUUCAGUGGUAACUGACUUUCAAAAAGGCACAGUACCAUGGUGCUUCAAGACUAGGUGGAUCAAGGCUAAAAGCAGCUUAAGUCAACUGUGCUAUGAACUUUGUUACAAGGAAACUAACUUUUCAUCUGACAGUUUAUCCAAGAGGGGAGCUCAAAUGCAGAUGGGUCAAGUUGAACAUCAUAUUGGAAAACCAGCUCAUUUGAUUACAAUAGAGAUGCCAAAUAGAAAAUAUUACAGAAUAUGUUAG
Messenger RNA from Papaver somniferum (opium poppy), 588 nucleotides. RefSeq lists its product as uncharacterized. The record is from RefSeq and is a predicted model, not a curated record. Gene Ontology annotation, molecular function: nucleic acid binding; RNA-DNA hybrid ribonuclease activity. The coding region runs from base 1 to 588 and encodes 195 amino acids. NCBI's taxonomy places the organism in Eukaryota, Viridiplantae, Streptophyta, Magnoliopsida, Ranunculales, Papaveraceae. The transcript has a single exon.